AUGGCGUCCCGCGGGGGCUUCCUGGGCCACCUGCUCUGGCUCGUGAUCCUCCAGCCCCUGCUCGGAUGCGGCCACAGGCCUAUGCGGGUAGUUGGUGGAGUGCCGGUCCCCAGAAGGAAGUGGCCCUGGCAGGCGAGCCUGCAGAUGGAGGGUAAACAUGUAUGCGGGGGAUCCCUCAUCGCCAGUCAGUGGGUGAUGACGGCUGCCCACUGCAUAACUGGCCACAAGAAAUACACAGUGAGGCUGGGAGGCAAAUCGUUAUAUCCUAAUUCCACAACGACUCUCGUGGUUCCAGUUGAGGACAUUGUUUGUCACCGCUCUUUUGAUGCUACUACUUUGAGACAUGACAUCGCCCUUGUUCUGCUGGCCUUUGCUGUGAAUUACUCCUCCUACAUCCAGCCUGUGUGCCUCCCUGAGAAGGCUUUCCAAGCAGAAACUGGGACAGAGUGCUGGGUGACUGGCUGGGGCCACCUGGCAGAAGGUUUAGCACCGAUGCCACUUCCUCUUCAGGAGACUGAACAACACAUUCUUCACCAAAAGAAAUGCAACCGGAUGCUGCGGUCACAGUUAGGGAGGCUUCACAGCAUAGUGAAAAAAGGGAUGAUCUGUGCCUAUCAAGAUGAGAGCAAGGGUCUCUGUAAGGUGUCACCCCUCGGGCCUCAUGGCCGCCUCGCUGCCGUUCGGCCACCGUGCUGGGCCUGGAGCCUCGGGGGCCCGGGGUCUGAGCCGCCGCCUCCUUCUGCUGCUGCUGCUGCCGCCGCUGCUGCACUCGGGUGA
Hyaena hyaena (striped hyena) is the source of this 777-nucleotide messenger RNA. RefSeq names its product serine protease 44-like. Lineage: Eukaryota; Metazoa; Chordata; Mammalia; Carnivora; Hyaenidae. Bases 1 to 777 code for a protein of 258 amino acids. The transcript has 5 exons. The record is from RefSeq and is a predicted model, not a curated record. Gene Ontology annotation, molecular function: serine-type endopeptidase activity. Gene Ontology annotation, biological process: proteolysis.